This is a messenger RNA of Rhizophagus irregularis DAOM 181602=DAOM 197198, 525 nucleotides long. RefSeq lists its product as uncharacterized. The record is from RefSeq and is a predicted model, not a curated record. NCBI's taxonomy places the organism in Eukaryota, Fungi, Glomeromycota, Glomeromycetes, Glomerales, Glomeraceae.
AUGGAUCCAACUCAAGUUCCAAAUGAUUCAAACUUUUAUCUUUCGCCCAUUUCUACUUCACAUUCAUCUACUCAUCAACAAUAUGAUAAUACCAACGUAAGCACGCAACCAAUGACUCCAAGUUAUAUUUCAAGACCAAUCCCUCGUGUAUCAUCUAAUAAUUCAAACUUGAACGAAUAUUCGUUCUUUUAUAAUCCUCCUAAUGACAUCCAAAUUUACAAAAUAACUUGCAGGGAAAUUAUCAUUUCUUUUGAACUUGUAUUUGACCUUUUAAACGGUAACAAUUAUCAAAAUAAUUUGCAUGAAUAUUAUUUUCUUAAAGUUGACGAAAAGAAAUGUUACAAAAUAACAUGUGAAUUAAUUUCACAUUCAUUAAUUGUUCAAUAUUUAAAUAAUAAAAAUAUUCAAAAUAUUGAAAUUAAACAAGGUACAUAUCAACAGCAGCAAGAAUAUGUAGAAUUUUCUAGAGAACUUAAACAAAAUCUUGAAAAUCAUUUAUACAAUUUUUUCAUUCAGCACUUAUAA